AUGCAAAAACUGACGGAGCGCAUAGAUGAUCUGAAGCAGAGAAUCGCUGCUUGGGGAAAGCGGAUUCGGCGUUGUACAGAGAGGUCGACACGGUUUAACCAGAAUCGUCUCUUCCAAAGUAAUCAGAAGAAGCUCUAUGAAUCACUGGAGCGACCAAUGGUAAGUGGAAUAGGCUCAGCGCCGAAUCAGGACGACACUGUCCCAUUCUGUCACGGCCUGUGGUCAGAGCCCGUAAACCAUAGCGAGGGCCCUUGGACGGAAGUUGUGGCGAGUCAGUGUGCGGGUAUUACGCCCAUGGACCCCGUCAUCAUAACGUCUGUCGACGUAGCUGGGGCGGUCCAUAGGAUCCCAAACUGGAAAAGUCCGGGGGUUGACGGGCUGCACCUGCAUCACCACUGGUUGAAGGAGUUCGUGGUGUGUCACGAUGUGCUCGCCCGACAGUUUCAAGAGGCUCUCAACCAGAAGUCGCUUCCGAGCCUCUUCACUUCUGGGAACACUCAUUUGGUUCCUAAGGACCAGGGUACCACAGACCCGAGCAAAUACUGCCCCGUCAUGUGUCUACCUACAUAUGCAAGACAUUAA
Molecule: messenger RNA, 582 nt
Organism: Parnassius apollo (apollo)
Lineage: Eukaryota; Metazoa; Arthropoda; Insecta; Lepidoptera; Papilionidae
Source: the annotation of a GenBank genome assembly